CGGCAGAUUUGGCCGCUUCGUUGUCGCAUUUCGUGGAGGCCGUCCGGCGGGGGCAGCGGGGCGCGUCGGCUACAUUGGAGGCGGCGGGCAAGUUGCGCGAAGCGCUUGCCCAAGAUUUCGACGCGCCCAAGGCCAGGUGCCACAGGAAGAGGCCUGCUGACGAGGAAGCCCCAAGGCUGGAACUUCUUCGCAGGAGGCUCAAAGAGGCCAUGCGCUUGAAGCGCAAAGCCGAGCGGGAACUCGCUGCAGAGCGCGGGCCGAGGCAACAGGGUCGAAUUCACGAUUUGUGGACGGUCCGGGCGGCCCUGGCCAAACCGACCGUGCCCGCCGCCGUGCUGUCCGACAUGUUCAGGGAUUUUUCGCUCGUGGAGAAGAAGCAGAUGAGCCACCCCCGCAUCAGCCAGGUCCGUGAUGCCUUUGCUGAGCAGGUCAAAAAGAUGAAUUGUGACCAGAUCGCGCGAGCUGCGCGACAGGUCAGCGGGCCUUCUCGCAGCGCUAUUUUGUUCCAUAUACACGACGAGGCGCUGAUGCGCAUGCGGUCUGUCUCCGUAGACCCGGAUGCCGCGUACAGGUUGGGCAUUGGCGCGGAGAGGGCUCGGAGCUCCAAAAUCCAGGGCCACGCCUUGGAGUUAUGUGUGGGGGGCGUGGGCGUCGAAGUUUUCUCGGAACUGGGUCCCAUGCUGAGGAAAGACGCCCCCACCAUUGCCACGACACUGAUUCGACAGGUCCAGCGCAUCAUCGAGGCCAUGCAGGCGGGCGGGGCGGCAGGUGACGGCACGCGCGCCCCGGAUCGGUUCGUCCACCUGCUUGUCGGCGACGGCAUCGGCACCAACGACGCGGCCGCCAAGCGCAUUUGGGAGUUCUUGCGGAAAUAUUGCAAGGAGAAAGGUAUGCAGCACAGGUUGGCGGUGUGGGUGUGCGGGAGCCACGCCGCCAAUUUGGUCGUGCACGCAGCAAUCUGCGGCGCGAUCCUGCCCAACCCCGUGCAUUCCAGCCGCCUUCUGGGGACGUGCUCGCGUUUGCUCAAGUACUUGGUCCCUGACUACCAGGCCGAAUUCCACAUGAAUCUUCGGAGGUGGGUGGUGGACCGUUUGCGCCUGGUGCCCGCGCCCGACGGCGGGCCGCCGCCAGUGCCCCAGGCAAACCUGGACCUGCAGACGUUGUACGGCGCGGCCGCCUUGCCCGACGAGCUCCUCGCCUUGUGGAACCGGGGGUUCGGCGUCUUCGAGCGCGCCGUCCCGCCAGGAGCCGACGUGGAGCUCGCGCAGGCCAAGGCCUACCGCCUGCCGUCGAGGCACCUGCUGAGGGUUGACGACAAGCCAACGAUUACAAGGUUUUUCACGUUUGCGGAGUCCGUGUUCUGCCUCUUGCGCUGGGCGCUGUUCCAGCUGCCCCGCGGCUUCGUGGGGGCUGGCGCCGCGGUUCCGCAGAAGCAGAACUCGAAGCGACUGGGCGCCGUGCUCGAGUACAUGGCGAGCGCGGCCGAGUCCAAACAGCUCAGAAAGAUUGCGAUCUGUCUUCGGUUGAGUUUGGUUGCUGUGUCCCUAGCGUCGAGAAAGCAGGGUUGCGGCGGCCGCGUUGGCGAAGAUCCCAUACUUGUUCAGCUCGGCAGAGGAUUCGUCCAGGAUCGCGCGGUCCAAGAGUUCCGCGCCAUCGUCCCUGCCUUCGGCGCCGAUCCCGUCUUGGACCGCGUGGACUGCCUGAAGGGCCUGCUGACGACGUUGGGGCACGUCUGA
Messenger RNA from Prorocentrum cordatum, 1736 nucleotides. Lineage: Eukaryota; Dinophyceae; Prorocentrales; Prorocentraceae. The record is from the annotation of a GenBank genome assembly.